Messenger RNA from Odocoileus virginianus texanus, 2364 nucleotides. The record is from RefSeq and is a predicted model, not a curated record. NCBI's taxonomy places the organism in Eukaryota, Metazoa, Chordata, Mammalia, Artiodactyla, Cervidae.
CAGGCAGCUGCUGCAGCCACCGCCACCAUGUCCGACCAAGGCAAGAAGAACAUUCCGCGCAUCACGAGCGACCAUCUUCUGACCAAGGGAAGCAGAAUCAUCAAUAAUGAUCAAUCCUUUUAUGCUGAUAUUUACAUGUAAGAUGGCUUAAUAAAGCAAACUGGAGACACUGUCCCUGGAGGAGUGAAGACCAUCGGGGCCAAUGGGAAGAUGGUGAUCCCUGGAGGUAUCGAUGUCCACACUCCCUUCCAGAUGCCAUACAAGGGCAUGACCACAGUGGAUGACUUCUUCCAAGGGACCAAGGCUGCCUCAGCGGGCGGCACCACCAUGAUCACUGACCAUGUGGUGCCCAAGCCCGAGUCCAGCCUGACGGAGGCUUGUGAGGAGUGGCAGGAGUGGGCCGAUGGCAAGAGCUGCUGCGACUACGCCUUACACGCGGCCACCCACCGGAACGACAGCAUCGAGCAGGAGGCGCGGGGCCUCAUCAAGGACAAAGGGGUGAACUCCUUCCUGGUUUACCCGGCCUACAGGGAUUGGUGUCAAGUGUCCAACACGGAGCUGCAGGAGAUCUUCACGUGUCUGGGGGAGCUGGGGGCCAUCGCUCAGGUGCACGCUGAGAACGGGGACAUCACCGCCCAGGAGCAAACCUGGAUGUUGGAAAUGGGGAUAACUGGCCCAGAAGGCCAUGUGCUGAGCAGACCAGAGGACCUGGAAGCUGAGGCUGUGUCCCGAGCCAUCACUGUUGCUAGCCAAACCAACUGUCCUCUCUACGUUACGAAGGUCAUGAGCAAGAGUGCGGCCGACCUCAUCUCGCAAGCCAGGAAAAAAGGAAACGUGGUCUUUGGUGAGCCCAUCACUGCCAGCCUGGGCACGGAUGGGACCCAUUACUGGAGUAAGAACUGGGCCAAGGCAGCUGCCUUUGUGACUCCACCUCUGAGUCCUGACCCGACCACUCCAGACUACAUCAACUCCUUGCUGGCCAGUGGAGACCUGCAGCUCUCUGGGAGUGCCCACUGCACCUUCAGCACUGCCCAGAAAGCCAUCGGGAAGGACAACUUCACAGCCAUUCCCGAGAGCACCAACAGUGUGGAGGAGCGCAUGUCUGUCAUCUGGGACAAGGCUGUGGCCACGGGAAAAAUGGAUGAAAACCAGUUUGUGGCCGUGACAAGCACAAAUGCUGCCAAGAUUUUCAAUCUGUAUCCUCGCAAGGGAAGAAUAUCCGUGGGCUCUGACAGCGACCUGGUGAUCUGGGAUCCAGAUGCUGUCAAGAUCGUCUCUGCCAAGAACCACCAGUCGGCUGCAGAGUACAUCUUGGAGGGCAUGGAGCUGCGCGGGGUUCCUCUGGUGGUCAUCUGCCAGGGCAAGAUCAUGCUGGAAGAUGGCAAUCUGCAUGUGACCCAGGGGGCUGGCCGCUUCAUGCCCUGCAGCCCCUUCUUGGACGACGUCUACAAGCUCAUUAAAGCGCGGAGGAAGACGGCGGACCUGCACGCCGUGCCCAGGGGCAUGUACGACGGGCCGGUGUUCGACCUGGCCACCACGCCCAAGGGGGGCACCCUCGCUGGCUCCACCUGGGGCUCUCCCACAUGGCCCAACCCGCUGGUGAGGAACCUGCAUCAGUCCGGAUUUAGCCUGUCAGACCAAGUGGAUGAGGGGGUCUGCUUGUCCAGCAAGCGCAUCGUAGCGCCCCCUAACAUAAUAUCCCUGAGUUAAGCGGCCCCUCCCCCAAAGAGAGGGGCAGAAGCAAGAAGAGAUUCUUUUGAAGCCAAAAUGGUACACCAAUAUUUAAGAAGGAAAGCGAAUCCAAACAGUUUCGAUCUAAAGAAUCAAUAAGCCUCAAGCCUUAUGUUUCUCCAAUGUUAACCCUCGCUUGCCUAGCUUUACGAAUAUUGCUUUGAUUUCUGUUGAUGCAUAGCCUGGAUUUGUUUGACGCCCCUCCCCCAUUUACAUGCAUGCAAUCAGGCCACUAAGGCAAAGCGUCUGCUAUAUAGUGUUGAGAGCGUGUGUAGUGCUGCAUCUUACGAAAAGGGGACAGACAAGCGGGGACGGCAGGAAAACGAACAAAAGGGACGCCGGUUAUUUGGGGUGAGUGGGUGGUGGGAACCCAGAGCAAGGCGGAGGGCUCAGAGGGGCUGGGGUAGGGUGUGGACGGGGGAGGCGGGUGGGUGAACAUAGCGGGUCUUGUGUAUUGUGUUGAGGAAGUAUGUUAACUUCCACGAAAUAUGGCCGCUCGGGGCAGCCGGUACUCCACCAUCGGCCCCUGGGGUCCGCAGACAAGGAAGGCGAUCUUUGGGUUCGGGACUCUGUCAUGUCUUCUCCUAGUAGAUUUUAUCCCUUGGAACAUUUUACUAAAACACCAGAACCCAA